GACGGAAGUCGCGAAGCCGAUGGCACAGGAGAAGCCACACUUCCCAGAAAGCUAUCUUCGGCUCAACACCACCACCCAAUCCUAGCGUAUGCCUACGUCUUAUAUUGUGCUGCACAUACUUAUCUCCGGCCAUGCUUCGGUCGGCCGUGACCGACUGUCGUCAAUAUCUGUGCGUGUUCAGGGAGCUGCUCGAGCCCCACAAUCACUGUGGAGUGAUCAAGACUGGAACCAGACGACGGAGGGGCAGGUACUGGACGGCACGUGCGACCUAGUAAUCAUCGAGUAUGGUGCUUUUGAAAAUGUAACAAGAGCGUGCUGUAUGGCGUUUUGCUAAGAAGUGGCACCUACUAUAUAUGCCGCGAUGCAUUGUUUCAGGCAUCAAACUUGUGUGACGUCCGUCUGUUUUAUUUGC
Molecule: messenger RNA, 412 nt
Organism: Laetiporus sulphureus 93-53
Lineage: Eukaryota; Fungi; Basidiomycota; Agaricomycetes; Polyporales; Laetiporaceae
Exons: 2
Coding region: 89-334 (81 amino acids)
Source: RefSeq, a predicted model, not a curated record